Messenger RNA from Dendronephthya gigantea, 1866 nucleotides. RefSeq lists its product as uncharacterized. Bases 1 to 1866 code for a protein of 621 amino acids. The transcript has a single exon. Gene Ontology annotation, molecular function: nucleic acid binding; zinc ion binding. The record is from RefSeq and is a predicted model, not a curated record. NCBI's taxonomy places the organism in Eukaryota, Metazoa, Cnidaria, Anthozoa, Malacalcyonacea, Nephtheidae.
AUGGUCGAGCCUCAAGGAGAAGCCCAAGCGCCACAAAUGGCUCAGGCGCCACAAAUAUAUGUAGCGCCAUCGAACUUGCCACCGCCGAAAUCGCUCAUAUUCGACGAUAAUUUGGCAACUACAUGGAAGUCGUGGAAGAAAUCAUGGACACGGUACGAGAUUGCAACUGGUGUACACAAACAAGAGGGAAUUGUAAGAGUAUCAACCUUAUUAAGCGUAAUCGGCGAGGACGGUGUCAAAGCGUACGACACAUUUGCAUGGGGAGAAGAUGAGAAUCAAAAUGAUGUCGAUGUUGUCCUUCAAAAAUUUGAUGAGUAUUGUUCACCGAGAACUCAAAUAAUCUAUGAACGAUACCGUUUUAACAAUCGAAACCAAGCACCAGGAGAGAACAUUGCAACCUACCUAACAGAACUGAGAACAAUCGCUAGAAAUUGUGCUCAUAACACGAUUACACCAGACGAAAUUUUACGGGAUCGGCUUGUUUUAGGCAUUCGCGAUGAUCAUGUCCGAGAACGUUUACUAAGGCUAAACGAUCUCACCUUACAGAAAGCAGUGGACACUAUCAAAGCCGCGGAACAAACACAACAACAAGUCAAGCUAAUGAGCACAGGAGAGGAUUGUGUAAACAUGCUCAGGGGAACACAAGGAAAAGAUACUGGUUUAGAAAGUAAACAAUCCCGGAAGACAAAACCGCCUAGAUAUCCAAUGCGAAACCGCCAACAGGAAGGAUUGCUUAAGGAGUGUGGGAAUUGUGGUAUGACUCACGACGAACGAAAUUGUCCAGCGUUCGGAAGAAAGUGUUUUAACUGUGAUAAGAUGAAUCAUUUUGCGCGGAAAUGUCGAGGAAAAAAUAACAAAGGAGCAGAAAUCAACCAAACUAAGGAAGUCGAUCAAAAACCCGAAGAAGAUCGUUACUGUAUCAGCUCUGUUUCGGACGGUGACGAGUCUAAAGCACGCAAAGCUGUGAUUAAUUUGCAAAUUUCGAAGCCAGAGGCGGGAAACUCGGUUCAAUUUCAAAUAGACACUGGUUCGCAAUGUGAUAUUCUCCCGACAAGCCUAUAUAUACAAGUCACUGGUGACAAUCAAUUGCAACGCCUAAAACCCUGCAAGAAGGAAAUCGUUUCAUACACAGGUGAGCACCGUAAGAUUACCGGAAGAGCUAAACUGCCUGUAUGGUUCGGAGAUCAGCAAAGAACCUUGAAUUUUAAUAUUAUCAACGGAGAUUAUCAACCAGUACUAUCGUUAGAUACAAGCAUUGCUCUAGGUGUUGUCAAUUUGAGUAAAUGUGACAUUCUGGCACUGACAAUAAAGCAUCCAAAGGACAAACCGCAUGUUGCAGACGAGUAUGCCGACGUUUUUGAUGGCCUUGGCGAGAUACCAGGAGCGCACACGAUAACUAUAGAAGACUCGGCGAAGCCAGUUAUCCACGCCCCUCGACGAGUUCCAGUCGCAUUAAGAUCCCAAAUCAAAGCCAAACUAGAUGAACUAGUCGAUCGAGAAGUCAUUGUCCCUGUUACAGAACCCACUUGUUGGGUAUCCAGCAUGUUGGCAGUUGUCAAGCCGAAUAAGAUCCGCAUAUGCAUCGACCCACGAGACCUUAAUCGUGUUAUACGACGCGAGCAUUAUCAACUACCUACAGUGGACGAAGUCACAUCAAGAUUGGCGGGUGCCAAGAAAUUCACACUCUGCGAUGCUAAGGACGGAUUUCAUCAAAUCAAACUUGACACAGCCUCAAGUUAUCUGACAACCUUCAACUCCCCUUUCGGACGGUACCGUUGGACUCGCAUGCCCUUCGGAAUCUCGAGUGCACCCGAAGUUUGGCAAAGGCGAAUGCACGAGUUUUGCUCAAGAUCUCAAUGGGGUUGA